GCGGCCGCGACCCGGAAUGGCGGCGGCUACGGACUCAUUUUCCCGCGGCAGUUCGGCGGCCGUACGGCUGCCGACGUCGCCGCCGUUCAAGGUGCUGGCGGAGCAGCUGCGGCGCGACGCGGAGGGCGGUCCCGGCGCCUGGCGGCUGUCGCGGGCGGCGGCGGGCCGCGGGCCGCUGGAGCUGGCGGCCGUGUGGAUGCAGGGCACGGUGGUGGCUGCGGGCCGCGGCGAGGCGCGGCUGCGAGACCCGAGCGGGGCUUUCUCGGUGCGCGGCCUGGAGCGGGUGCCGCGCGGGCGGCCCUGCCUCGUCCCAGGGAAGUACGUGAUGGUGAUGGGGGUGGUGCAGGCCUGCAGCCCCGAGCCCUGCCUGCAGGCCGUCAAGAUGACCGACCUCUCCGACAAUCCCCUGCACGAAAGCAUGUGGGAGCUGGAAGUGGAAGAUCUGCACCGGAGCAUUCCUUAGGCCGGGUGGCUCUCCUGGACGAGGCGCUUCCACUCGUCGGGAGUUUCGCGGAGCCCACUGCCUUUGUUCACCCUGCAAGCAGCAGUUUUAAAUGCCAGAUUCUUGAAUUAGCUCAGCCUCCGCUGCAAGGACUGUGUUUGCUGAUGAAAAGCAGAUGCUGUUUUGGUUUUUUUUUUCCUACUUCAUUUUCAUUUCCCUCUCCCAAGCUCACUGCGAUCUCAUGUUGCAUUUUUUUUUGAAAUUCUACGAGUAACGAGUGACGACACCUUCUCCGUGACUGCUGGGCCCCUGUUUUAAGAUGUAAAAUUUGAAUCCCCGUCAUUGCCCACUGGUUAGAGUGCAGUUAUGCCGGGAAGGAAUGCUGCCACGGCCCUCGUCCCUCCACUGAGACCUCCGCUCCAACGAAUGCCACGUCCAGUGUGCAAGUUCAUGGACGUGUUCUCUUCCUGCAGCCCCGGGAGGGAGCCCAGGGCUUCACGCAUGCUUGGCAGCUGCUCUGCAUGGGGCUCCACCAGCCCUGAAUCGCUGUCUGAGGGCAGACUCAGUGGCCCCUCGCAGACAAAGCUCUCUUCCUGCUUUGGGUGCAACACAGACACUGAAGGCCCGCUACCCUUAGAUAUGGAACAUGGUUCUGUCCUCCUGCACUUGGAAAUGCUGAGACAGACAUUUUCCAAAUUUCUCUCUGAAACUAAAAAACCAAGGUAGGUGACAACUCACAGGCAUCAACCAAGCCAAUGCUUCACCACCUGCGGAGACAGCUGGGGAGCAGCCUGGGCCUAGCAGGGACAUCUUUUCUAUGGAAUGACUUUCUGAUGUGACUGUACUGAGUGUCAGGUUGUGUUCUCUGCUCAGGGCCCAUGCUGGCUUCAUCUUUAGAGUGUAAAUAUCGAGGGAGUCACAUUGUGUUCCAAUAUCACUGUAGGAUUUCGUCUGGAUUAUUGAUUUUCUACCACUAAUAAAUUUUUAUGUGCUAUA
Sciurus carolinensis (gray squirrel) is the source of this 1438-nucleotide messenger RNA. It is a transcript of the gene Rmi2, whose product is annotated as RecQ mediated genome instability 2. The record is from RefSeq and is a predicted model, not a curated record. NCBI's taxonomy places the organism in Eukaryota, Metazoa, Chordata, Mammalia, Rodentia, Sciuridae. Gene Ontology annotation, cellular component: cytosol; nuclear speck. Gene Ontology annotation, biological process: maintenance of rDNA; DNA repair; negative regulation of double-strand break repair via homologous recombination. The coding region runs from base 17 to 463 and encodes 148 amino acids. The transcript has 2 exons.